UACAUCGGGGAGAGGACUGCCAAGCUUGACCUUGCACCACCAACUUCAAGUGCUACAUGGACUAUUUAAAAACAAUUCGCAGGACAAGUGAUGUCUUUGAAUGCUCAUUCAUGUCUGCGACUAGACAGUAACGCAAUGGCAAGCCAAAGAAUGUUAGAUUUCUGACUCAACGGGUAAAAAGAUACACACUUUUCAAAGAUGGAGAUGCAGGAUAGCCCAGUGUUUCCAAAGCCAGUGGCUCACAAAGGAGAGGAGGAGGAGGUUGUUAUGGCAUCGCAGGUACUCGAGAUCAUUUGCGGAUUCACCCCCGAGACGAAGCUCCGCAACUCGGAACCCGAGGAUAGAGAUGCGUGGUCGGUGGAGGAGGGAGACGACUCUGUGUUCUACAGUGACGAAGAUCAAGCCGAGGAGCACAGUAGAGCCAACAGCUCUCGUGAUCCAGAAGCGGCCCAUGUGGACAGUCAACUUUCAGAGAGAAGUGAGGAACCUCUCCUGACUGAAGUUCAAGAGGCCUGCAAGGAAAUCCAGGCCGAUGAAACUGAGCCUGGUGGGACGCCUGUGAUUGGCUCUCUGGAGCUUCACUGUCCUCUUCAAGUUGAGCCAGAAAAGCCUCAGCACAGUGAACCCUCAUAUGAAGCAGUUGAGCAGAAGCAGGGACAGGCUCCAGCCACUGAGCCACCUCCCGAGGAGAGCUUCUCGAACCAGCGCAGCUCCAUUUCCGAGUCGGAGAAGGACCUCGAUGUCCGCCGUCCUGACGCAUUCCCACUGCACCCCGCUGUCCCUGGCCACUCCACUCUACCGCUCCCAAAGAAGUCCUCCGACACCCUCAGACGCCAGGAAUCCUUCGACCACUUCGCCACCUCGAAAUACAACUCUGUAUCCUACCGCAAGAUCCGGCGAGGAAACACCCGCAAGAAGAUAGAGGAAUUUGAGUACAUCAUGAUGAAUUUGUGAUGCAAAAAGUGACCAAUGCAUCCAAGUUCUAAAAGGCCACACUUAUUGAUGACACAUGGCUAGUUAUGAUCCCAAUAAGUGAAUUGAGUAGGAUUUUGCACAAAACUAACUCAUUCUCUGCCAGACGUUUUCAAAGCAGAGUUUCCCAUAUUGCAAGCCAUCUGCUUUAGAGCAUUUUGCCUGAUCUUUCAAGAUGCAUCCAAUAUUGUGUAGUGGGACAACAUAAGCACAUAACGGACCAAGAGAAAGAGUACUCUGUUCUGCCACCAGAAAGAAAAACAUUUUUCUCGCUUUUUCUGUUCUUUAGUAAUCAGCAGUAGCCCAUAGGUUGGUUUUACCCAAAACACCAGUUUCUGGCCAAAAAGUGAAGAAAACAAGCUUUCUGUGAGAAGAAACACAUCAAGCAGAAAAAGUGACGUUGACACUAAAAAGUAUAAAACCAGAAAAAAAACAAGUUGAGAAAGGGCUUUUGAUGUAAAAAUUGUUUACAAAUAAACAACUAAGAAACAUGCCGUGACCUAUACUGACUCACCGCAUGGCUCCAGUUGAACGUCAGUGGCUUUUUUUUUUUUUUUUUUUUUAAUAAACACUAAGGAUUGCAUCUUCUUUUGUCACAAUUGCAAAACACACUUUUUACUACCUACUACAACGCAUACUAUUUAUGCCAGGCACAUGCAUACUUCGUUCGAAACUACUAUACUACAUGUGUUAAU
This is a messenger RNA of Phycodurus eques (leafy seadragon), 1667 nucleotides long. RefSeq names its product ermin-like. Gene Ontology annotation, biological process: actin filament organization; regulation of cell shape. Gene Ontology annotation, molecular function: actin filament binding. The record is from RefSeq and is a predicted model, not a curated record. The transcript is spliced from 3 exons. Bases 199 to 954 code for a protein of 251 amino acids. NCBI's taxonomy places the organism in Eukaryota, Metazoa, Chordata, Actinopteri, Syngnathiformes, Syngnathidae.